This is a messenger RNA of Penicillium brevicompactum, 1470 nucleotides long. Its product is annotated as RING finger domain protein. Gene Ontology annotation, molecular function: zinc ion binding. The record is from RefSeq and is a predicted model, not a curated record. Lineage: Eukaryota; Fungi; Ascomycota; Eurotiomycetes; Eurotiales; Aspergillaceae. The coding region runs from base 1 to 1470 and encodes 489 amino acids. The transcript has a single exon.
AUGACGUCCGUCCCGGAAUAUUCUGCUGCGGGCAGAACCAGGUCCUCCGAUGGAGCGACUGCCAGUGAUGUGAGCUCCACAUUCCAAAUCCCAUCAACCGAAUCGACCGAGUCAAACGACGACAUCGAAACAGUCUUCCUCAACAAAGAAGCCUCAACCCCAACCCACGGAUCAGACCUCUCUACCAAAUCACUCAGUGAACCAUCAAAAUCCCCACACCCCCACACCGAUGACGAUGAACCGCGCAAAUGCUGGAUCUGCUACACAGACGAAACAGAGAUCUCACCACUGAAUAAAGAAUGGCGGUCGCCAUGUCCCUGCGCACUGACCGCACACGAGGCUUGUCUACUAGACUGGCUCGCAGACAUGGAAAACCCCAAGUCGCGCAAGAACGGCGCAAAUGUCAUGAUGCAAUGUCCCCAAUGCAAAACAGAGAUCGUGGUUACCCGCCCACGAAGCUAUGUCGUUGAUAUUCUCCGAUUGUUCGAGCGGGUAGCUGGUCGACUCGUCCUUCCAGGCAUGGUGUUCACAGUCGCCGGAACUGUCUGGGCCGGAUGCUGCGCGCAUGGAGUCUACUCGAUGUACUUCAUUUUCGGGACCGAAGAAGCCAAGCAGAUCCUCGAUGACACCAUGGAGGGUCAGUGGAACCCGGGCAUGAAUAUUGGGUUACCUUUGAUUCCUCUCGUUUUGAUCUUCUCGCGUACUCGGUAUGCGGAAGGUUUGCUACCAGCUAUUCCGGUGUUGUUCUUCGCUGCGCACAAUCCAGGCCAUGAACCUGAUUUCGAUUUGUGGCCUCCUACGCCUGCUAUGACUUUUGCAGCACUGCCAUACAUUAAGAGCUUCUACGGGGCGCUCUAUGAGCGAAUGUUUGGCGGCUUGGAGAGGAAAUGGAUCGCCGAGGUCCAGCCGAGGGCUACGGAGGAGAUUCUGGACGAUGCGCAACAACAAGACGAGGCCGAGGGUCUUCACCGGUUCGACAAUGGGCAUGGACAGGUUCUCAUGGAGAUUGAUCUUGAGUUAAACGUUGGGAUGGGCAAUGACGACGCCGAAGCCCAGCCCGUCGGUGACGAAGAUGCCGACGCCCCCAACGCAGAAGGACAGAAUGCAGAGCAAAACAACCCGCUUGGUCUUGGAAGACGACAAAAUGAAAUAAUCCACGACACCAGCAACCUGGCAGAUGUCGUUCUCGGUGCGCUUGUUUUCCCAGCAAUCUCAGCUUCCAUGGGUGGAAUCCUCAAAUACGUCUUACCGAAAACCUGGACAACUCCCUCCACGAUUCUUGAACGUGGUCGUCCGGGCCUACUCCAGACCCGCUGGGGCCGCAGUGUCGUUGGUGGAUGCAUGUUCGUUCUGUUGAAAGAUGCAUUGGUCCUCUAUUGCCGCUGGAAGUUGGCGCAGACGCACCGACGCCGCAAGGUUCUCAAUUACGAUCGAGCUAAAAAGCAUGCUUCGAAGCGCUCGGCUCGGUAG